Numida meleagris (helmeted guineafowl) is the source of this 7702-nucleotide messenger RNA. RefSeq names its product C1q and TNF related 2 (gene C1QTNF2). Bases 1025 to 1879 code for a protein of 284 amino acids. NCBI's taxonomy places the organism in Eukaryota, Metazoa, Chordata, Aves, Galliformes, Numididae. The transcript has 3 exons. Gene Ontology annotation, molecular function: protein binding. The record is from RefSeq and is a predicted model, not a curated record.
UGGCACUCGGCACUGAACAGAGCAGAAUGUGCCUGCUGGCUGGCAGCAGCUGUGCUGGCCUCAGGGCUGGCCACCAGCACACGUGUGCUGGCCAGGGCAGGGCCCCGCACCCACGGCAGCAGCACCUGGGCACAGAGCAGCCCCAGGGCCAGCACUGCCAUCCCAGAACAGCUGACUCCAUCCCACGGCAGCCAGCUCCCGCUGCAGCCCUGCUGCCUCAUCACCAGCCAUUGCUGGGGCUUUGCAAUUUCUGUGAAAGCUUAAAGCAAAACCUCACCCUUUCCAAAGACAGGAAUUUCCCACCCCGUCAUCUCAGUGUCAAAGUCUCCACUCCUUGUCCCACGCACCCGCCUGCAGCACCUCUGUGCGGUACCGCUGGCUCUGCUCAACAUUCACUUUUGCAAAGAUGCUGCUUCAUGAGGAUAUUUCAAUCCAAGCCUUGAAUAAUCUCUCCUUACUGUUUCAUCGAAAUUAUUCCAUACGCAAGACCCUUGUUUCCACCCUCAGCAUGAGAUAUGCUUCCCUUGCUAGUACUCAAGGAUUGAGCAUCAACCCCGCUGCCCAGGGCCCUACAAACCCUGCCCGUAGGGGCGGUGGCUACGGCAGAGCAGAACCCCCCCAGGCCCAGUGCCAGAGCUCCGCAGCAUCCUGCAGGGGAGAGGAAGGGGAAAGGCUCCCCAGGCACCGAGAGCUCUCCAGCCAUGUGUGUGCAAAACUUCUGCCCACGCCACGUGACAGAGGAAGAGGCUCAGAUCCAUUACACAAUAAUAAAAAUAUGCCUUUGGCAAAGCUGAGCCAAAACCUAGAGCUGCAGCAGGAAGCCAGCAAUCCAUGCAAAACGGGGAAAAACAUUAAUAGAAAAGAAAGACCCACGAAGUCAGAACUCGGAAGGACGCAGUCGCGGGAGGACGGGGUUUGUGCUCCAUGACGUGACAGCAAUCUGCAGCAAAACAUCUGCUGGAAGCCGAGCGGAAUCCCAGCGCCUGUCAAGAUCUCGCUGAAGAGAUUAAGCCUCGGCUGUGCCAUGAUUUCUGCUGUCCUCCUCCUCUGGACUGUGCCCUGCGUGGCCAACCACAUCCUCGGGGGCUUCGCCAAGGCAGCGCUGCAGGAGAGCCCCCAGCUGACGUGCAGCCUGCCGGGCCCCCCUGGGCCUCCCGGCCCUCCUGGUGCACCUGGAACUCCGGGGACAGUUGGCAGGAUGGGCUUCCCAGGGAAAGAUGGCAAGGACGGCAAGGACGGGGACAAAGGUGAUCACGGUGAUGAAGGUCCACCUGGCAGAACAGGAAACCCAGGCAAGCCGGGACCAAAGGGGAAAGCAGGAGCUAUCGGCAAGGCAGGCCCACGAGGACCAAAGGGAUUAAAGGGUAAUCCUGGAAAAAAUGGAGCACCAGGAAAGAAAGGACCCAAAGGGAACAAAGGUGAGCCUGGGAUGCCAGGACCCUGCACCUGUAAUGCCAACAAAGCCAAAUCUGCCUUCUCUGUAGCUGUCUCUAAGAGCUACCCAAGAGAAAGGCUCCCCAUCAAAUUUGACAGGAUCCUGAUGAACGAGGGAGGACAUUACAAUGCUUCCAGUGGGAAAUUUGUGUGCAGCAUCCCAGGUAUUUACUACUUCACUUAUGAUAUCACUUUGGCCAACAAACAUUUGGCCAUUGGCUUGGUCCACAAUGGGCAGUACCGGAUCAAGACUUUUGAUGCCAACACUGGGAACCAUGACGUUGCCUCUGGAUCAACCAUUCUCUCUCUGAAGCGAGAGGAUGAGGUGUGGCUGCAGAUCUUUUACUCUGAACAAAAUGGGCUCUUUUAUGAUCCCUACUGGACAGACAGCUUAUUUACUGGCUUCCUGAUCUACCCUGACCAAGAUUAUCUCAAUGAAAUAUAGAGUGAGAAACAAGCCCGUGGGGGAAAAAAUAUAAGAAAUGAAUGUGACUUCAGCAAAGUGUAGCCUGUACCUGGACAUGUGUGGUCUUACUGCAUAAUUUCACAUUUUUGGCAGUACCAGCCCAUAUUGGCAAUACAGAUAUUUACUUGACGUCACCAACUAGUCCACAAAGUGUAUCAGGAACGGUAGGAUCAAUCUUUAAGUGACCUCGUGACUCUGUAAAUCUUGAAGCCACCUGUUAUGUCUUCCCACUGCCAUUCAAACAUGCCACAGACGUGUAACUUGAUUACUGGUGCAGCAUGUUUUGUUUUUAUAUUAUUGUAAUGCAUGGAGACCAAAAAACCAUUUCCCGAAUACUGAGCUUACAAGUGCCAUUGAUGUUGGAGAUUGUAUCAGUGCCCCUCCUUCCGCCACUCUCAUUAAUAAUAAUAAUAAAACUUGCUACACUUAACCAGCUACUUAAAAGUCAGGAAGUUAUCAGCUGCCGUUACAAAGGUACCAGCAACCCUCAGCCUCAUCAAAGCAGUACUAAUAAGCAAAGGCAUCCGGUUUAAAUAGGACACAAAGAAGAGAGCUCAUUUAAGGCUGAAGGUGAAGCUCCUGGUAAGACACAAGCCACCACAUCGAGCACUGCUGGCGCUGCUCAGAGUUGAGCCGCAAUACAGCAGUGCUGGAAUCUUGCAUCUGCUUUCAGACGAGCGUCGAAAAGCUGUGACCAGAACCUGACAUUGGCUGUGCAAGCCCAAUACCUGCCAGCCUCCAACCCAUGGCAGAGGGAAACGCUGCAGAAAAGACUCGGUUUUUAGAGUGCAUGAACCUUCACUCCAGAAACAGGUUCAUCACCACUCCCACUCCUCCAUCCCUGCCAGCUUUUGCUGGAAGGAAACACUCAUGGUGCUGCUGAGAUGCUCCUCAAGGGCUUAAUGCUGCAGAUAGACUCUGUCUUACUGACGUGCUUUGCCUUUUUUGGAUGUCAAAUAUUACACAUGAUCCAAUGCUAACAUAGUGGUUCUAAACUGCAUUAAAAAGAAAAACAAAGCAGAAGAGGCCAGAGAUGAGCUUUUUGGUUUCACUAUGAUGAGCUUUGCAUUUUCCCCCAUCCCACCCAGCAGCCAUACAGGGAUAUGCUCCCAAAUGGAGCACCACCAUCACAGCAAAGAGAGCUCUCCUGUGUAAGGCUGCUCACUAGUUGCCUUGCCCCAGCUCAUGCAGCCACUCUCUACCAGAAGUCCGUCUGCAGUCAGAGAAAAGGAGUCUUCCUCAAUAUCUGAGGCAUCUUCUUGGUUUCCACACUCAUAUUUCUUGUCUCCUCUACUGCUACAGAAAAGCUCAUAUCAAUUUCCAGUUCCUCUCAUCUGCACAUUUAGACAUUGAGGAGAUAGCUCAGAAGAACAAAUUAAGAGAUAUAUAUGUAUUUUAAUCUUUCUUCUACAAGUCAUUAUAUUUGCAUGAUUUUGUGAACAGAAUUGUGUUAUAUCUUCUGAAAAUGUUUUCAAAUACUUUUUUUUUUUAAAUAAAGCUGAACAAAACUACCAGUGGAACAUCCUUGAUGCUUAUUAAACAGUUUCCGUGAAAUUAUUUCAAAGCUGUUACAGAUUCCACAGAUGCUGCCAGUUUCAGUGAUGGAUUUUGUUGGGCUGGUUGCCACCAGCAUGUUUCCUCCCUCCUAACCCCAUAAGCCGGGGAGCACACACUUUCUGCUCUCUGUGCAAGGCUUUCUACAAGGUGGAACAGGGUCUGUCCAUCCCCCUGCAGCUGCUCACCCUGCUGGCAGAGGUCCUAUCCCAGCAGCAGCUGCACAGACAACGUGUUUUCCUUUGCAGUGCUCUCAUUUAGUAUGUCCUGGCCUGCAUUUUGCAGGCAGCAACAGUUCAAGCCUUUAUCUCUCAGUGCCCAGUCCUGCACUUCCACCAGCAGCCUGGGGAGGAGGCGGGGCUGCUGCCAAAAGGGAGAGAUCUUGUUCCCUUCCCAUCAACCACCUCCAGCAUGAUUUUGGUUUUCAAAUGGGUUACUGCUGAACCCCCUUGGUACAAGGCAGGCGCCAGAGCUAGGAGGGGAUGGCAGAGCACCACAGGGAAUAAGACUGAGGUGUGGAAGCAGCAGUCAGCAAUUAGCUCAGCUGUACUGCCAACCAGCUUCUAGGGCUGGACUCCCUGUUGUCCCAUUAUCUCAGCAGGGAGCAUUUCCCCAUCGUCAGUCCUCUCAGAGGCCCACUAGCUGGUUUCCCCUGAUGAGAAACCAUGGGAGUUAUUAGCUCUCUGGCAAAGUAUCCUUUUUGAUCUAGUGAAAGGGAAAACGUGCAAGCGCAUCCAAGUUGGGAAGAUCAAAAUGCAAGUUAUAAAGAAACCCCCUGCUAAGCAUUCAGUAGCACAGAGCUUGCUUUCUGUCCAGGGCUGAGGCUCUCCCCGCUGACCAGGAGCACUGGCUCCAGAACGCCCACAUCCACCCCUGGGAGCUGCCUGGGUCACAGUGCUGCUUCUGUGCAGCAUAGCUCAGCUCCAGCUCUGUGGAUCUGCUGCCAUCAAGGACUCAGGAGGGAAAGCUCAAACCAGUAAGAUACAGCAGGCAGAAGGGAGAGGACUGUUUCUUCCAAUUAUUUAACCUGCGAUUGGGCUGCAGUCAUUCAAAAAAUAUCAUACAACAAUUAUGUCUGUGAAAGAGACACGGUUGUUUGAAGUACAGAGAUUCCUCUGAAAAAGAUUCCUCUCUUCUUAGCAUGUUUUAAGAUUAACCAAAGCAACCAGUACGCUGAACAAGAUGGCUCCGCUCAGCACAAUUCUGCACAAAGCAUCUCCUCCAGCAGCUGUGGGCUCCCCUCCUUCUGCCUCCCCCAGGAGAGGAGGGAGGGAAGGGCAGCAGUGCUGGGAUUAUCGCAGAGCUGACCAUGGGAACACUGAGUUUGGGGUGUUUUUUCCUCUCUCAAAGUAACUGGCUCAGGCUUCAGAGCAUUUCAGAAAUGAUAUAUUCUGGCUUGCUCUCGCAUCUUCAGGCUGCACUUUGGUUUGCAGCUCUGUUUGUCUCCAGCCAAGCAGCUAUUUAUUUGGUUUUUAUGUGUACUUAUUUUUAUUGUUGGUAUUUUUUUUUUAAUGAAAAAUGAGAUCUGCAUAAGAUUUUUUUUUCCAGGAACAUGGAGUUUCUGGAAAAACACCAAGUAAAGAACUCCAGCUUUCACAGCCAAGCUGUCACAAGAGAGAACUGCUCCCACGCAGGCUGCUCGCCUCAGCCCAGGCAGCUCCCGGCACCUCCAUCGCAAUGGGAGCAGAGCUGGGAACGUCUUGGCCAGGCAAACAUGUGGCAGAUGCUGUCAUGAAGGAGGGAGGAAUGUCCUGGCCAAGGCAGGAUGCCAUGUGAGGGCAGUGGAUGCAAACAAGGCCCGUUGCACUGCAGCAGCCUUCUCCACUGCAAGCACCAGAGCCGCUCUUGGUUGCCUCAUGCACCGAGUUUUGUUACAAGGAGGUCCCUCUGGGCACUCAGCAUGCCAGGAGGAGGCAGGGAGUGCAACACCUACCCUCAGCAAUCAGUUAGCAAUGACAGCUCAGCUGCUUCAUCUCGUGGUUCACUAGAAGCCAGCACAGACACAGCUGCAAAAACACUCACACAGGUCCCCUCCACGGGGGCAAAGGGUUUCACUGCCACAUGAACUCCUCUCCACCACCACAGGGCUUUCUCCCUCCCACUUUCAUCCCCAAACCACACAGUUCAUGCCAGCAGAGCAGAGCCUUCCAGUCCCCAUCACACCUUCCCUCAGGGAGGCCAAGGGAGGCCCAGGAGCACCUGCCUCAUGCAGCUGUGUACCAUUCACCUGGGUGUGCACUGCUCUCCUGCCAGGUGACACUUCUGCCUUUGAAGCAACACAGGCCCAGCAGCAGAAGCUGCAGCAUGCCCUCUGGAUGAGGCAGGCCUGUGACUGCAGCCCCACAAGUCCCCAGCCCCUCACCCCCCAGCUCCAGGUGCAGCACCCCCAGCCUAGGGACACAGAGGCUGGCCUGGCCCUCAUGUGUGGCACCAGGGAUUUACUGCAGGGAAAAUAAUAAUGGGUCUCUCACCCAAGAGCCACAGUAGUACUGCUAUAACCCCAUAAUUACCUCAGCUCGAGGCAUUUUCAGUGAGCACAUGCUGGAGAGGCUGUGUCCCCAGGUGCUUAGCAGGCAGGUCAGGAAGAGAAAGACUCCUACAAGGGAGGGCCCCUUCACAGGGUUUCCAGUUUCCACAUAAGCUGGUGGCCAGGAGGAGGAACAAGGAAGUCCCCACGCUUCAGCUAUAGCGUAUUCAAAGGGACAUCAGGGAGGGCCUGGCUGGGCAUCUGUUCUUGGGCACAGAACUGAGGUACACCAGGCUGCUGGGAAGCAGAGGGCCCACAGACCCCCCAGCAUUUAUCACAGCCAGUGCUGUGCCCCCAGAGUCCCGGAUCUCAGCGUUCCAAGGUGAGGGGACAGGGCAGCCUCUCUGCAAGUCCCAUCACAACAGCGAACACCGCUGAAGGAAGAAGCCCUGCUUCCUUCUUGCUGUUUCUACCUCUGCUUUCUUGCUGUUUGUUUUGUGCUUGCUUCAGCUCCCUCAAUGAUCCUACAGAAUGUUAAAAAUUAUAGAAAGUUAGCCUGACAGACUACGUUUAACAAGGUGGGUCAGGUAGUGAAAAUACAAGCUGAAUGACAGAGCUACAAAGGAGCAGGGUGAAGCAGAGAGAUAGCAAAACAUAGAUAGGGAGAACCAGAAGGAAGGAAAAUCAUUUCUUUCAGUAGAAGAAAGCCACCACGCUCAUCUGAGUGAAAGCUCUCAAACUGGCUGAAAUUGUCGCUCAAGAUGUUGCUGAUACAAUCUGGCUUUGGGAUUUUGAUGAAACAUGGGGCAGCUGAGUAGCAUCAACCUGGGCUGUCCAUCUGGGGAAGGAAGAGCCCUGUGGGGGUAUGUGAGCAGGCACCAGUAAUCCCUUCUUGUGCUCACCUCUUGCUGGGCACCAGAGCAGCCCCCCUCUACUUCUGGUAGCAGGUGGGUGCUGGCAGCUGCCCCGAGCUUCAGAGCACAGCUACAAGCUCAGUGUUGUGCGUGGGACUUGAUUAAGAAGCCCAUUCUUUUCCACCAAGAGCACUCCAGCUCCUUGCUGAUUGAUACAGGUGCAGCCUCUGCAAUGCAGCAUUUCUGCUGUGUUCUUCCCCAGCUGAAGCCCAGUGUGCCAGCAGGUGAAAUACAGGUUGCCUGAGCCACUGCCUGGUAGACUGGAGGCUUGUGUCUUAGCUAUUUUCAGAUAGCUUUGUUCAGCCUGAAUGCAUUUUAUUGCCGUAGUGUCCAGGAUGGUGGGAUAGUAGUAAAGCUGCUCACUUGCUCAAGUUGAUCUGAUUCUUAAAGAAAAGCCCCUCAAUACUGAUACUCACUGAGGAACUAAGUUUACAUCAUUUAAAUCUCAGUGGCUGUACCUGUGCUUUACUCAGCCAUGCCUUAUUAAUAAUGAUAGAUGUGCAUAAACUUUGUCUAAAUUAAUAUAAACUCUUGGUGAGCCUAUUUACUUUGCAAAUUCUCCUGGGAUUUUUCUUUGAUCUCUCACAGCCUCUUUGCUGAACCACUUGCAAGUUUAAUGCAGGCAGUUCUGCUGGGGCUGAGGCCUGUGUUUUAACCUCGGCUGUACCCGUUAUAUCAGAACUCCUUCCUGGCCUGAAUGGUUCUUUUCAGAUGGAAAAGGUACACUGUAACUGCACUCAAUUUUUUUUAGAAUAAUAUUAUUUAACAGUAUUAAGGUUGAGAAUAAUGUUGAGAUAAUAUAGAGGUAAAAAAAAAAUCUAACAAAAUGAAUACAUCGCUGUGUGAAUCACAGCUGGGUUGUUUGUA